Corythoichthys intestinalis (scribbled pipefish) is the source of this 5697-nucleotide messenger RNA. RefSeq names its product WD repeat, sterile alpha motif and U-box domain containing 1 (gene wdsub1). The coding region runs from base 130 to 1590 and encodes 486 amino acids. The record is from RefSeq and is a predicted model, not a curated record. Gene Ontology annotation, biological process: protein ubiquitination. Gene Ontology annotation, molecular function: ubiquitin-protein transferase activity; protein binding. The transcript is spliced from 13 exons. NCBI's taxonomy places the organism in Eukaryota, Metazoa, Chordata, Actinopteri, Syngnathiformes, Syngnathidae.
CUGUUUCCCCCCCCCAUGUUAUACCAAACUGGUUCUUUGAACAUUUUAAUCCUUUUUGAUAACCGUCUUGUAUCGUCGAAACCUCUUUGAAGUGAAUUUUUUGACAGGGAUAACGAAGCAUCUCUCCAAAUGGUGUCCCUGAUUUGCACUUUACAAGACCACCGAGAUGACAUCAACUGGUGCGCCUUCUCCGCACAGCUUUUAGCCACAUGUUCCGGUGACAAGACCGUGCGAGUUUACAACACUCGGGACUUCUCAGAGCUAGCCUUCUCACCGCUGGAAGGACAUGGUUACAGCGCCCACUGCUGCUGCUUCAGCCCCUGUGGACAGUUCCUCGCCUCGUGCUCCACGGACGCCACCACACUGGUGUGGUCCAUGACCACCGGAGAGAUUGAGGCUGUCCUGGAACAUCCUGGACGCAGCCCUGUCAGGAUCUGUGUGCUCUCACCAGACUCCACCCAUUUGGUCUCGGGUGCGUCGGAUGGUUCUUUGGCACUCUGGGAUUUUCCGUCAAAGCAGCUCCGCAGGACUGGCUGCGUCAGUGACACAACAAUGGUUGCAUGCUCGUUCAGCCCAUGCAGCCAGAUGUUUGUCACUGGCUCCACCUACGGAGACCUGCGUGUGUGGGAUCUAAACAUGACCCAGCUCCAUGCGGAGAAGAAUGCCCACGACCUCGGGGUCACUUGCUGCACCUUUGCUCCGGAUAUUCUCAGCGACAGUCAAGUUGUGCAGUUCCACUUGGCCUCAAGUGGACAGGACAGUCACGUAAAGAUCUGGGCCGUUAACAAGCCAAGUUCUGGAGUGGUUAAGAUGCAACUGCUGCACACAUUGACUGGCCAGUCGGCUCCAGUCCUCACAUGCGCCUACUCUUCAGAUGGACAACUGCUUGUGUCAGGCUCCGUGGACAAAACAGUGACAAUCUAUGACGCAAAAAAUGCAGUUUUGCUUUACACAUUGAAUCAACAUGAGAGGUAUGUGACUGCGUGUUCCUUCUCUCCAACUUCACCGCUGAUUGCCACAGGAUCCAUGGAUAAGACCGUGAACAUUUGGAAGGUGGAAGAUGGAUGCAGUGGCUAUGCUGGGAAGUCAUUGCCUGAUGACUCUACUGUGACAUCAUGUCCAGCGUCGACGUCUGCUAGCCGGUCCAAGCUGCUGGUCAGCGAUUGGUCAGAGGAGGACGUGUCUGUAUGGCUUUUAGAGGAAGGACUAGAUGGAUUGGUGGACACUUUCAAGACCAACAACAUUGACGGGACUGAGCUGCUUGCGCUUACCAAGGAGACGCUGCUGUCAGAACUGCACAUAGAGUCAGUGGGCCAACGCAGCAAGGUCCUGAGGAAGGUGGAGGAGCUGAAGAAUGCGUCAGUGUGUUCAGGCGUUCCUGAUGAGUUCCUGUGUCCGAUCACCAGGGAGCUGAUGAGAGAACCUGUCCUCGCUGCUGAUGGUUACUCUUAUGAAAGAGAGGCCAUCACGAUGUGGAUCAACACCAAGAACCGCUCCAGUCCCAUGACAAAUCUGCCGCUACUGACAACUCUGCUCACUCCGAAUCACACGCUGAAGAUGGCCAUUGCUCGCUGGAGGACAAGCCAAUAAGCAGCUGCCGCCAACAUCAUUUCAGGUACAUGAGUGGAAGUACACAGGAUGUUUCACAGCCAUCAAAAUUUCAGUCUUAAGUUGUGUGGGCAGAUUUAAAUACGCGUGUUAUUGUUCAGCUGACAUACAUAACAUCAACAGUUCAAUAGAAGAGGACGUUUUACGCUCAUGAUUAUCACAUCUUAUUAUAUAAACUUGUAUAGCUUUCAUAAUACAUGCUGGUGGGUCUUAACUACAUGUGUGUGAUGUUGCCAAAAUUUGACUUAUGAGUUAAGUUUACUUUGAGUAAGACUCGAAUAAAAGUAAUAAGUAGUCCUCUUCAGGGAAAAAAAUACUCAAGUAAUGAAUAACUGUUAAGUACCUUGCAUGCUUCAAUAAAUACACAAUGAAAUCCCGCUUUGGAGAAAAAAACUAACUUUACCUUUUAAAUCAGUUAUAAGUUUACUUUAACCCUUUCAUUCACGAAUUGGGUUUUUUUUCUGAAUGUUUUUAUUACAUUUAUAUAGGACAUGGGUCUCAAACGGCCCACGGGCCAGUUGCAGCCCACGGGAUAAUACAGGGUGAUUCAAAAAGAAUGUGCCAAAAUCAUCACGCAUUUAUUCAUUUUAAAAUCAUUGAAAUAGACUGAAUUAUUAAUGAUUUUAAUUAAUUAAAUAAAAUUGAUCAAUUAUUUUAAUUUGAUAAGAAUUUAAAUAAGAAUUUAAAGUCUUUUUAACAAGAACGGUAAGUAAUUUUAACAAAUUACCGGUAAAAGUCAUACCGGCUUGAUGUUGUCCGUGCCGCUGGUGGUGGUCACAUUGAGCACUUGUAAAGCAUGAAAUAAAAGCUUAAGUUAUAUACAAUACUUGUGUCCAGCAAGUUAUGAAUUAAAUAAUUAAUUUUUUCAAAUAUACCGCAAUGGUUAUGGUACAUUCUGUUUGAAUCACCCUAUAUUUUGCGGCACCCUACUUAACAUCCAAUUAGUGAUGCCAGCAUGUAUUUUGCGAUGGGCAAUGAAAAAAAAAAAAAGUAUAUGUACAUAUAUUUAAACUGAACUAAUUAAUUAAUUGAAGGAUCCAUUUGGGGAAAACGAUUAACUAUGAAAUAGUGAUAAAUAACAAUAAUUUAAAGAAACACUGCAAAUUUAAAAAGCCAUGUGUAAUAGAAAUGUACAAAUAAUUCUAAAAUAUAUAUUAUAAUUUACAAAAAUGAAUACAACUUCAAAAAAUAAAUUUAAAAAAAUUGUAUUUUGCUCUAUGAAUUUUUUUUCUGGCGGGGGGGGGGGGGUGGUGGUGGUUGUAACCCCACUUAACUAUUUGGCUGCCAUUGAUGGCAAUAGACAACCAAUCCAUUUUAACUGGGAGGGACUUGGAGCGAUUUAAUGAUCACUUCGAGCCCCUCCCAGUUGGAAUAACUAUGUGGCCUGAGCUGGCGGUGAAUGAGUUAGGCUAAUAAUAACUGUUGAAUAGAUGUCCACUGUCCCUGAAAGGGUUACUUGGCAACAUGAGAAGUGAUUUUUUAAAUUUAUUUAUUUGCAAUAUGUUUGUCAUGUGCAUCUAUGUCACUGAAAAUUAAAACCACGCUAACAGAUAUCUUGUUCAACAUGUUUUAUACUUUAAUAAAUGUAACUAUUACUUGUUCUCCUCGAAUAAUGCGUCCGAAUAAUUUAUUGUCCCAGCAUUUACAAUGUGGAUGGAUCUAUGCCUGUUGGAUUAUUUUUGUACAUUGUACAAAACUUGUGCUUUCAUGGCAAUUAUCUUUGAUGUCCAUAUAGUUGAAUGUUUAUUGUCCCUACUUAUAGACCCUACUCACGUGACGUCACAGCCACGCCCCCGCGCCAUGUUGUCCGUAUACUCGUCAUGUUAAUGCAUUAGCGCUUCGUAAAUUCCUCCUAUUAUGGCGUGUUUUUCUGCUUGUUAACAUUAAUAAUCAAAAUGGUGAAGUCGUGUGUGGCGGUCGGUUGCAAAAACAGAGAAGAUAGACGGAGAAACUUGAAGUUUUACCGUAUUCCGAGAGACCCAGAGAGGAGACCGAGAUUGACUGCUGCAAUUCGACGAGAAAACUGGGCUCCAAACGACUACCACAGAUUAUGUAGUAGUCAUUUUAUAUCUGGUAAGAUGCAUUUAAUAUAUAUUUACAGGGUUUUGGGCUGACAACCACAAUUAAGAUCAUUGCUAGGCUAAUUGCCGACAACAUACACUCAGACGUUGUGAAUGAACUACCUGAAAAUAUAUAAUUAUAAGGGGAUAAUCAGACAGUUGUCAUACAAUUAAUUUACAGCUUCACUAUUGAGGUCAAAAGCCAAAAAAUAAAUUCAACUAGGGACAAUCUGGAGUAGUGCUAUCGCACUUCAUAUUUAUUACAUAUUAUAUAUGUAUGUAGUGAGAGUGCUAUCGCUAAACCAUAUAAACAUCAAAAGCCCUAGCUCCAUUGACAAAUGACAUGAAAUACAUUAGACUUGACAGUGGAUGUUAGCAAGAACAAAAGAUUUUGAAUUGAAAAUUUCGUAACUCACCCUCCCGAGCACACGAUAGAUUCCUGCCGAAUUUUCGUGGACAAGGACCUGUUUCACCCAACCAGCAACGAAGUAUUUAUAAGCCUCCAAGCUCUUAAAAUUUUUCAAACUUUCGUGAGAAUAGGCUGAUUUUGUGUGGACAAGAUAGUUGUAAAUAUCAGGGUAGCUAGCAGAUGUCAGGCAAAGACGGCGAAGACAGCGGGUCGAAAAACAUCGAUUUAGGCAUCAAAUAUGGAUCUGGCGAAUGGAUAAACUGAAGCUUUUCCACAUAACGCCUUUUAUGCAACGCAUCCAAUGAGUUCACAGCGUCAGAUAACACCGGGGCUUCCAUGAAUUGCUCUAUAACUUGCACGACUAAUUGAAAACAAUGAGAAAAGUCUAAAAAAUACGGACAAUAUGGCGGCCGGAUACAGCGACACGUCAUUUUGUGACGUAGGUGAGUAGGGUCUAUACCCAGCAAACGUACUGGACUGUGAAAGAAGCAUAAAUAAUGAAAUAUAGUCAUUAUUUUUCUUUUUAUUUUACCACAUUAUUUGUGGCAACAUUCUGUAAUUCAUAGCAUGAAAAGCAUAUAUGACAACUAUAGACAUAACUGUAAUAAGUACAUGAUGUAUUUUAGUCCUUGACUGCUUGUGUUCAAUAAAACCAAUAAACACUUCAUAAGUCAUCUGCUAUGCAAAAAUAAAUGCCAUAUAUAUAGAUUGUAAAUAUUGAAGCAACCUACAUUGACAAGAAGGUUCUAACACUAUCGUCUUACCUGUAUUGAAAUAAAAAUCAGGUGUACUGCAAGUAUUUUACAAGGCUGAAUAGUCACAGAGAACCACUCACAAGGAAAUCUAUCAUUUGCAAAUAUAGUGUUUAUCAUACAAAUAUAAAUGUUUUUCCAAAGACACUUGACAAUCAAAAUGGUCUUAUCCUGCAACUAGUGUGAGGUUUAUUAUUGUUAUGAUGUGCACAAAGCUUAUACUUAAUUAAAGACAUCGCACAGUCUUACAUGUGGCAGCAAAACGUUUUCAAAUGCGAAUAAACAAACGUUGAUUCGCUGCAACCCUCCCUGUUCAGAUGGAUUGGACGUCUACUAGUGACAGUGAUUUAAUUUGAAAGCAAAGGAUAUAAUGGACGCCUAUCAAUGUGAGUGGAACUGAAGCAGUUAAAAGUGGACAACUCAUGAGUUACGAUUCAAAUUUGGGGGGAAAUAAAUGAUUAUAAAUGAAUUUCUAAAUUUUAAUAAAUGAACUACAUUUUUGUGCAUGAUGUUCUGCUUCCCAGAAUUUUUUUUGUGCUGAUUGUUUACAAAUAUUCUGAAUUGAAUAUAAUAUACUAGUUAUUUGAAAAGCCGACUCAAAGUAUGUGUGGUUUUCUUUAAUACGCUAGUACUGUAAAGAAGGCAAGCAUAAGCAGACCAUUAGUUGGUUCUGGAUUGCUAAUGCAACGCUGCAGCAGAAGUCGACACACAGGCUCUCUCCGUAACUACCUUGUGUAGGACUGUUUUGUGCUUUGACGAAUUAUUCAGACAUUGGACUCGAUAAAAGACCGUUUGGGCUUGAUGGGUGCCAUAUGCAGUGUUGGGUUGUCUCUGGUCAGACUCGCCUGUCUGUGCCUCCCAUCAGGAA